AUGAACAAGAUAUUGCAAUCUGGUACUGAUGGUGGUAUCACAGUGACUAACGACGGUGCAACAAUCCUCAAAUCAAUCCCAUUAGACAAUCCAGCUGCUAAAAUCUUGGUAAAUAUUUCAAAGGUACAAGAUGACGAAGUUGGUGAUGGUACUACAUCUGUUACUGUUCUAGCCGGUGAGCUAUUAAGAGAGGCUGAAAGAUUGGUCAAUUCAAAAACCCAUCCACAAGUUAUCGUCGAUGGUUACAGGAUUGCUACAAAGGCUGCUUUGGAAUCACUUGAAUCUGCUGCCAUUGACAACUCAGCCAACUCGGAUGCCUUCAGAUUAGACCUCUUUAACAUCGCUAGAACCACCCUCUCCUCAAAGGUCCUCUCCCAAGACAAGGACUACUUUGCAAACUUGGCUGUUGACGCUGUCUUACGUCUCAAAGGCUCCACAAAUCUCGAAAAUAUCCAAGUCAUUAAGAAAGUCGGCGGUAAACUCACAGAUUCCUACCUCGACGAGGGUUUCAUCUUAGACAAGAAAAUUGGCACAAACUGUCCAAAGAGAGUCGAAAACGCUAAAAUUCUCAUUGGUAACACCUCCAUGGAUACUGACAAGAUUAAGAUCUUUGGUGCUCAAGUUAAGGUUGACUCUACUGGCAAAUUAGCCGAAUUAGAAAGAGCUGAACGCGAAAAAAUGAAGUCAAAAGUUCAACGCAUCAAAUCCCACGGAAUAAACACCUUUGUCAACCGCCAACUCAUCUACAACUACCCUGAAUCCUUAUUCGCUGAAUCUAACAUCACCUCGAUCGAACACGCUGACUUUGAAGGUGUUGAGCGUCUCGCCUUGGUUACUGGUGGUGAAAUUGCUAGCACCUUUGACAAUCCUGACCAGGUUAGAGUUGGUGAAUGUGAUCUCAUUGAGGAGAUUAUGAUCGGUGAAGACACAUUAAUCAAGUUCUCCGGUGUCAAAGCAGGUGAAGCAUGCACCAUCGUCUUACGCGGUGCCACUACACAGAUGAUCGAUGAAGCUGAGAGAUCUCUCCACGACGCUCUCUCUGUUCUCUCACAAACCGUAAAAGAAUCUAGAACAGUCCUUGGUGGUGGUUGUGCAGAGACUCUAAUGGCGAAAGCUGUCGACGCGCAAGCACGCAAAACUCCUGGAAAGAAGGCUAUUGCUACUGAAGCAUUCGCCAAGGCACUCCUCCAAAUGCCAACUAUUCUUGCAGACAAUGCUGGUUACGAUUCUGCUGAACUUGUCGCAAAACUGCGUGCGAGACACUACGAUGGUGAUGAAAAAGCUGGUUUGGAUAUGCUCAAAGGAGAAAUUGGAGACAUGAAGCAGCUAGGUAUUACAGAAUCAUACAAACUCAAGAAACAGGUCGUCUCUUCUGCGUCUGAAGCAACAGAAAUGCUACUCAGAGUCGACACCAUUUUGAGAGCUGCUCCAAGACAACGUGAAGGAUAA
Wallemia ichthyophaga EXF-994 is the source of this 1449-nucleotide messenger RNA. RefSeq names its product putative T-complex protein 1 subunit beta. Lineage: Eukaryota; Fungi; Basidiomycota; Wallemiomycetes; Wallemiales; Wallemiaceae. Gene Ontology annotation, cellular component: chaperonin-containing T-complex; cytosol. The record is from RefSeq and is a predicted model, not a curated record. Gene Ontology annotation, molecular function: ATP-dependent protein folding chaperone; ATP hydrolysis activity; ATP binding. The transcript has a single exon. Gene Ontology annotation, biological process: protein folding. Bases 1 to 1449 code for a protein of 482 amino acids.